Elaeis guineensis (African oil palm) is the source of this 2121-nucleotide messenger RNA. RefSeq lists its product as uncharacterized. Lineage: Eukaryota; Viridiplantae; Streptophyta; Magnoliopsida; Arecales; Arecaceae. The record is from RefSeq and is a predicted model, not a curated record. Gene Ontology annotation, molecular function: ATP binding; ATP hydrolysis activity.
UCCCUUUUUUUUUUUUUUUUUCCGGUCUCGCCGAUUUCUUUGCAUGAGAGGAAAAAUAAGCGCCACGUGCCCCUGCCUGGCUGUCGUUUUCAUUAAAAUAAAAAGCACUACAUUAAUAUCUUUUCUUUAUUUCUCGUUCUCGCCCUUUCUUUCUAUCACCAUUUGGCCGCCGUAUCACCGUAUCACGAGGAUAGCGAGGGACAGGGAAAUCAAAGAGGCAGAGAAGGACGGAGGACGGACGGACCGAGAAGAGAUGGCAGAAGAUCCGGCGCCCACUCGCUGGACUUUUGAGGAUUUCAAGAUGUUUUACAACAUGAAGUUCGGAAGGAAGAAGGAGACAAAGGAAGAGAUGACGGAGGCUGGAUCGGAUCAUAAUGUGAGUUAUGGGAAUGGAUCGGUUCAUGCCAAUGGGAGCAGGAAGAACACUGCCGACUUGGCUGUUUACGAGCAGUUCGAGCAACAGGAGAGAAGAAUUGAUGAGCGGCCGGGAGUUAUCUCGGAAAGGCCUCAGAGGCCCCUACUUCCUCCUUUUGAGUCUGCAGAAAUGCGUACUUUGGCAGAGACUUUAUGCAGAGACAUCAUCCGUGGAAGUCCUGAUGUAAAGUGGGAAAGCAUCAAAGGAUUAGAAAAUGCGAAACGCCUUCUUAAGGAAGCAGUAGUCAUGCCAAUAAAGUACCCAAAGUACUUCACCGGGCUUCUUUCCCCAUGGAAAGGCAUCUUGCUAUUUGGUCCCCCGGGAACAGGGAAGACAAUGCUUGCAAAAGCUGUGGCUACUGAAUGCAAGACUACAUUUUUCAAUAUUUCAGCAUCAUCAAUUGUCAGCAAAUGGCGUGGUGAUUCAGAGAAGCUAGUCAAAGUUUUAUUUGAGCUUGCCAGGCACCAUGCACCAUCUACUAUUUUUCUUGAUGAGAUUGAUGCAAUCAUUAGUCAACGUGGUGAAGCACGAAGUGAGCAUGAAGCUAGUCGACGUUUGAAGACCGAGCUCCUUAUACAGAUGGAUGGUUUGACAAAGACAAAUGAACUUGUGUUCGUCUUAGCUGCAACUAAUCUACCUUGGGAAUUGGAUGCAGCUAUGCUCCGGCGUCUUGAAAAGCGAAUCCUUGUCCCUCUUCCAGAACCGGAAGCAAGGCAUGCAAUGUUUGAGGAUCUCUUGCCAUCGGCUCCUGGGGAAGCACAGAUUCCAUAUGAUUUUCUUGUAGAAAAGACAGAAGGCUACUCAGGUUCAGACAUCCGAUUAGUAUGCAAGGAGGCAGCCAUGCAGCCAUUAAGGAGGUUGAUGGUACUUUUGGAGGACAAACAGGAACCAGUCGAUGAAGAUGAGUUGCCUCCAGUUGGUCCAGUCACGGUCCAAGAUAUUCAAGUGGCUCUGAAAAACACAAGGCCGUCAGCCCAUCUCCAUGCCCACCGCUAUGAAAAGUUUAACCAGGACUACGGCAGCCAGAUUCUUCAUUAAGGGCCAUAUGUUAUCAUUUUCAGAAACAGGACUGCAUGAUGUGGACUUGGUCCAGAUAGCCAUGUUGGAAGCAUCAAACUUUGCAUUCAUCAUGGUUGGUUAAUAAACUGGAAGUUGUCUGCCAAAUUCAUAUCCAACUGCCGUCUGCUCUCAUGCUGCCUACGGAGGAUGAGGGCAAAAUCAUAUACAACUGUGGUCUUGAUCUUACGGUGCCUACUGAGGAUGAGCCCUUAAUUUAUGCAUGUUUAGUGCCUUGGAUGUUUCCAGGGUAAAUUGAGACUAUCGGCAUGUUGCUGUUUGUAUUUUCGCAUUUAAGAGAUGGACGAGAGGUGGAGAGCUUUUGAAUAUUGGAGAAUCAAGGGCCAACAACAUUUUCAAGCAUACAUUUUUGCUUGAUGGAGUUUUUGGGAAGCUCUUCAAUGGUGAAUUUUUUUCUUCUUAAGGAAUGUUUGGUUGAAUGGAGUUGGGUUCUAGAAUAGGAAUAAGAAUGAGCGGCUCUUAUUCCAACUAUUUGGUUGGUAUUUCAACUAUUUGAUUGGAGUGAGUUUUAUUUCCAUUCUGAUUCUAAAGAAGAAUGCGAAUGUCCAAUCCUUUAUAAUUUUGACUCUCCUUAAGUAUUCAAAGUUUAUUCUAACUUCAAUUUUAGUCACAAACUAAAUGCUUAAAGA